AUGUCGUCCAACAAGGGACAGUUCGAGCAGGGCUUCCAGCCCGAUGUUCAGCAUCAACAGGCCCCCGGUCUCGAGUCCAAGCUGGACCCCCUGCCCAAGGUCGACGAACUCCCAACACCUGAGGGAGGAGCAGAGAAGUACAAGGCGGCCGGCAAACUCAAGGGCAAGCGCGCCAUCAUCACCGGUGGAGACUCCGGCAUUGGCCGCUCAAUUGCCGUUCUCUUCGCCAUGGAGGGAGCCGACAGCUUCAUCGCCUACCUCCCCGAGGAAGAGAAGGACGCACAAGACACCAAGAAGAUGGUCGAGGAGAAGGGACAGAAGUGCUACACCCUAGCCGUCAACCUGAAGGAGAGGGCAAACUGCCAGAAGGUUAUCGACGAGGCUGUCAAGCAGAUGGGUGGCAUUGAUAUCCUUGUCAACAACCACGCUUACCAGAUGAUGAUCAACGACAUCCACGACCUUUCUGAGGAACAAUGGCUCCACACCUUCGACACAAACAUCCACCCCUUCUUCUACCUCUCCAAGUACGCCCUCCCCCACAUGAAGCGCGGCGCAACCAUCAUCAACAACGCCUCCAUCAACGCCUACGUCGGCCGCCCCGACCUCCUCGACUACACCUCCACCAAGGGCGCCAUUGUCGCCUUCACCCGCGGUCUCUCAAACCAGUACGUCGGACGGGGUAUCCGCGUCAACGCCGUUGCACCUGGUCCUGUUUGGACUCCUCUCAUUCCUGCUACCAUGAACGACGAGGCUAUCAAGCAGUUCACUGCCCCGAUUGGCAGGCCGAGCCAGCCUAGCGAGAUUGCUACUUGCUUUGUUUUCUUGGCUAGUAAUGAUAGCAGCUCGAUUAGUGGGCAGACUAUUCACGCCAACGGUGGUACUAUCGUUAACGGUUGA
This is a messenger RNA of Alternaria ethzedia, 897 nucleotides long. RefSeq lists its product as uncharacterized. The transcript is spliced from 3 exons. NCBI's taxonomy places the organism in Eukaryota, Fungi, Ascomycota, Dothideomycetes, Pleosporales, Pleosporaceae. The coding region runs from base 1 to 897 and encodes 298 amino acids. Gene Ontology annotation, molecular function: oxidoreductase activity. The record is from RefSeq and is a predicted model, not a curated record.